Phlebotomus argentipes is the source of this 463-nucleotide messenger RNA. RefSeq names its product small ribosomal subunit protein mS33 (gene mRpS33). The record is from RefSeq and is a predicted model, not a curated record. Gene Ontology annotation, cellular component: mitochondrion. The transcript has a single exon. The coding region runs from base 21 to 356 and encodes 111 amino acids. Lineage: Eukaryota; Metazoa; Arthropoda; Insecta; Diptera; Psychodidae.
AACGUAAACAGUGGAAAAUCAUGUCCAAAUACAAGAGUUUGAUAAAUCUGAACACCCCGUACGCCCAGAGGAUGAAGUACCUGUCUAAUAAGAUCUUCGGCGAAGUCGCCAGGCCCACAAACUCCAAGUCCAUGAAGGUGGUGAAGAUGUUCAGCGCGCUGCCGGUGGAGAAGAACGAUUACUUCGUGAAUUACUAUCCUCGGCACGUGGAAGUGGGCUGGCUGAUGAGACACCUGAGAUCCUACGGCCUCUUCCGCGACGAGCAUGAGGACUUCAAGGAGGAGAUGAAGAGAUUGCGCGCCCUCAGAGGAAAAGCACCUCCGCCGAGAGGUGCAGGCAAGAGGGCGAAGAAAUAAGGUCCAGGAAUUCUUCCUGGACAACCAAGGAUGAUUUGUUGCAUAGCUUUUGUAGGUAAUUUAAAGGAAAUGUGUAAGAAAAUACAUGAAAAUAAAUUCAAGGAAAU